Messenger RNA from Exophiala xenobiotica, 2557 nucleotides. RefSeq lists its product as uncharacterized. NCBI's taxonomy places the organism in Eukaryota, Fungi, Ascomycota, Eurotiomycetes, Chaetothyriales, Herpotrichiellaceae. The transcript has 6 exons. Gene Ontology annotation, biological process: carbohydrate transport; transmembrane transport. Gene Ontology annotation, cellular component: membrane. Gene Ontology annotation, molecular function: carbohydrate:proton symporter activity. The record is from RefSeq and is a predicted model, not a curated record. Bases 857 to 2392 code for a protein of 511 amino acids.
CUCACCCACUCACCGCUCACCUCGUCACCUAAGCCAACAGUACGGAUCUACAAAUUUCCUUCAUGAGCCGAAAAGAGGCUAUGAGAAGCGCACAGAUUUUCGCCCUUCGAUCAGAAGACCAUCUCGGAACCUGCAAAGAGACUCCUCCGUGUAGGUAACCAUUUGUCGGCCAUCGCCAGCGUGGUUAAAAACGGAUUGUCGACCAUUUUGAAACACCCUUCAAGAAUCGGCACCUUUCUACGGGAGUACAGUACAGCGAGCACAUGACCCGGCAGGUGUAUCUACUGGAAGCCCGAAACCCAGGCCUGGUGCUAAGGUAUUCUCAGAGACGACAAACCUAUGGCUUGCCCUUCGCGGUCAGCUGGGUGCCAGCAUACAAAAGUCCUGCAAGCCGGGCCAACUCGUCUCAAGGUCUUGAAUCGGUGGACCAUUGCUUGCUCAAAUCGGAGACGUUUGAAGCUCGAGUCCCAAAGAGCAUUCGUCCAGUGUUAGUAUUUCCUUUAUUCUCUAAAGUCCUCUAGUUCGAUGCAGCAUCAGUUCCCCGGACAAAAGUCUAACAAUCCUCGGCAUGUCGACUGCCCAUCGAGUCAGUCCUGAUUUGCAAUCCAACGGCUUUUUCGGGAACUGACCCUUCGGUCGACCCCGCUAAUGCAAAAGGUCGCUUCAGCGGAAUGUUUACCCCAUACAUCCCCCAUACUAACUCGGCAAUCUUUGUGGACGACGAGCGGGGUCUAGCUUGAGUCAGAAACACCUGACAUCGAACAACCGCGGCGACGAUUGACGUAGUAGUACUUAAGCGGGCCACUGGCAAUCUGUACCAAAUGCAACUUGAAACACAAAGAAGCCCACGCCCAACAUGCAUCGCGAAGGCAUCAAGAGAAACAAGAUCAAUCCCUACAACAUCCUCAUCCUGUGCUUCCUAGGCCUCGGGUCCAUGACCUAUGGAUACACAGCUAGUAUCAUAGGUACAACCCUAGGUCAACCCUCGUUCAUCGAGUACUUUGACCUAGCCACCAGGAACAAUGGCACCGACCUGAUUUCCACCAUGAACGGCCUCUUCCAGACCGGCGGCGUUAUUGGCACCUUGAUUCUUCCCUACAUCUCCGAUCGCUGGGGCCGGAAAUGGGGCAUCGCCGCUUCGGCGAUCCUCUGCGUAAUAUCCGGCGCCUUUCUUGCCGGAAGUACCAACAUUGGCGAGUUCAUCUUCUUCCGGUUCAUUGCAGGUGCCGGCGCAUUCAUGAUUCUUGCCGCCGUACCCAUCUGGAUGAACGAAGUCGUACCGGUAGACCUUCGAGGCGGUCUCGUCGACAUCCACGCUGUCUGCCUCCUGUUUGGUUAUACAGUUCAGGGCUGGGUUGGCUUUGGCUUUUAUUUCUGGGAUGGAGGCAGCAAGACAUGGCGUCCACCUCUGGCCCUUCAAUGUGCUUGGCCCUUGAUGCUCCUUGCCGGUUUGUAUUGGAUCCCCGAGUCUCCGCGCUGGCUGGUGAUGAAAGACCGCCAUGAGGAAGCCAAGGAGAUUCUCAAGAAGCUUCACUCGUCACCAGGCGACCCGGAUGAUACUUUUGCCAGUACCGAGUACUAUCAAAUCAACAAGCAGAUCGCAAUCGAUCGAACACUGGGAAGCUCGUGGAUGCAUAUGAUUCGGAAGCCUUCGUACCGCAAGAGGUGCCUCCUUGCUCUGGGUACAACGGGUAUUGUCCAAUGCUCGGGAGUUUUGGUUAUCAACAAUUAUGGCCCAACUCUCUACGCCACCCUGGGCUUCAGUCAAGUCAAGCAGCUCCUGUAUCCUGCUGCAUGGCUGACGUUUGCACUUGGUCUAAAUGCUAUGGCCAUUUUCCUUGUCGACUUGUUCCCCCGAAACAAAUACAUCGCUUUUGGGGUCCUGGGAUGUAUGGCCACGCUGAUCGUAGAAGCCGCCCUCGUGGCCAACUUUGUACCGUCGGACAAUGAGAGUGCCCUGCAAGCUGCAGUUGCAAUGUUCUUUGUCUUCCAGGUCUUCUACGGCUUAUGUCUGGAUGGGACACAAUUUUCCUACCUGGGAGAAAUCUUUCCGACCCACCUUCGCGCCAAAGGAGUCUCACUGGGCGUUGCGAUGAUCUCCCUGAUGAACAUUGUCUGGUUGCAGUCGGCGCCCACGGCAUUCGCCAACAUUGGAUGGAAGUUCUACCUCGCAUUCAUCAUUCCAGGCAGUAUCGGCGGAGUUGUGAUCUGGAUCUUUUUCCCGGAUACUCGAGGUAUGCCACUCGAAGAGGUUGCCGCAAUCUUCGGCGACGCAGACGAAGUGGCUGUCUAUCAACGCGAGAUCGAGAUCGACGAGACCACGCAUACAGUGAUCAGUCACCGUGCUGAGCCUGAAAAGCCAGAGGCUACCAAAGCCAUCGAGACGGUCUGAAUGAAUGCUUGGGCGUGAAUGGGUCGGGUGUUUAGUGAGAAGCGUACAAUGGAUACUUUUGCAUGAUAGCUUGGACGGGCCCAUUCAACGGCAAGAAGAGUGUCAACCAAUGUAGCUCGAUAGCUCUCGUCGACGUGGCAAAUGCCUAAUUGUUCUCCAUCCGUG